Molecule: messenger RNA, 1333 nt
Organism: Malus domestica (apple)
Lineage: Eukaryota; Viridiplantae; Streptophyta; Magnoliopsida; Rosales; Rosaceae
Biological process (GO): translation
Cellular component (GO): ribosome
Molecular function (GO): structural constituent of ribosome; 5S rRNA binding
Source: RefSeq, a predicted model, not a curated record
AAAUGGGUCAGCAGACCGCGGCCCACAAAAUCACGAAACCAGCAGAAGUGCACGGCGCCAGUUUCUGAGCUUCCGAGUUGUUCAUUACCGCUGCCUUCUUUUCUUCUGUUUCUUCGCGUCUUUCCACCGCCGCAACCGUAUUCUCCUGUUUGAAAUCUCCCAUGACGACGCCGUUCCUUUCCACACGCCGAAGGGGGCUCCUCUCUCUUAUCUCCGGGUCUCUCUCUCCCCCUCUCUCCCUCUCAUGUUUUUGUUUGAAAUUGGGCAUUUGCCAAUGUGGAUUGCAGUCUCUGUAAACUUGAAGAAUCUCAUAGAAAGUAAUACUGAUAUUAAUUGUUUCAAAAUUUCCAGUAAUGGGUUUUGUUAAAUUUAAAAUACUUGAAUUUCUAGUGCUCCAUUAGCUUCACACAAAAGGGAACAAAUUUGGAAGCACAAGUUUCGUCCUUUUCCUUUUCUUUUUGCAUUGCCUCUCACCUGUUCGAUGAAAUGCUUCAAAGAAGUGACUGUAUUUCUCUGCGUUGGUAAAUUUACAUUUCUCAAAGGUGUUCAAAGUGUCUUUCUUUAUGGUUAUGUGUUUUUGCUUGGUUUUCAUCUGAUUAGACACGAGUAGGACGACUCUCGUUAAGGUGUCUUGUGUGAGUGAAAAGGGAACAAUGUUAAAGUAAGCCUUUGGGAAGGCGUGGAGCAAAGGGGUUUACGCGUAUGGAGGAAACAGAGCCAUGCCUUGCUUGUAUGUGCCCACGAGUGAUGUUAACAAUGGACAGGUCCACUGCGCACCGAGAAGUUUUUUCGGGGUAGAGGAUUUCCUCGAUGAUGACAAUAGCCGCCCAUACACUUACCAGAAGGAGAAGAAGUCCAAAAAUCCAACAAAACAUAUAUCAUUUAAACAGCGCACCGUAGCCUACAUUGAACCGUUUACACUCGAUGUGUUCAUCUCAAAGCGGUUUGUGUCAGCCUCGAUCACCCACGGGGUCACAACCAAGCAGGUUGCAACUGCCGGUACCAACUCCAAAGACAUUAAAGCUGUACUCAAGUCACGUUGCGACAUACCUGCCUGUUUGGCGGUCGGCCAAAUUUUGGCCGAUAGGGCAAGAGAAGCCGAUGUUUAUACUGCUGCUUAUACUCCCCGGGACAGGGACAAGCUUGAAGGGAAGAUUAGAGCAGUUGUUCAAUCCCUCAUUGACAAUGGGAUUGAUGUUAAAGUUUAUCUUGACUGAAUUAGGUUUUAUUUUUCUUUGAAUUUGAUUUUCUUUGGAAAAUUUAGGAGGCUUGUAUGUAAACUCUUGUGACUAUAAAAUCUUUUGCCAAUUUCUGAAAAUUAGCUUUCUUCUGC